CCUCUGGUCACCUGCCAUCCUUUAUCUACACUUUGUUUUUCUGUCUCUUGCAUUCUUUUGACACGCAUUUGAAAGAAGAACAAGUUAAGAGCGCUAGUCUCUCUCUCCUUUGAAACCAAGCCGUAAGGCCUUAUUUUGAAUCCUUGUAAUUUCAAUUAACUCAUACUAAAUAUAUAUAAUUAACAGCACAGACUCUCCUAUAAUUAAGAUAAACAAUUAAACAUUUUCGAGUGUGUAAAGGAAACACAAAAUGGGAGUUGCAGGAACUUUGGAGUACUUCUCUGAUUUACUAAGCAAUGUCAAGAAGGGCAAGAAAAGGAAGCAAAUGCAAACUGUAGCACUCAAAGUCAGGAUGGACUGCGAGGGCUGUGAACGUAAGAUCAAGAGUGUCCUCUCCGGAGUUAAAGGUGUUAAAUCUGUGGACGUCGACAUGAAGCAACAAAAGGUGACUGUGACUGGUUACGCAGAGCCAAAGAAAGUGUUGAAGGCAGCUCAAUCGACAAAGAAGAAGGUGGAGAUGUGGCCUUAUGUGCCAUACACUUUAGUGGCAAACCCCUAUGUUUCACAGGCUUAUGACAAGAAAGCACCUGCUAAUCAUGUCAGAGCCGUUCCGGUCACCGCCACCAUCAGCGAGACCACCAUGGACGACAACUACACCAACAUGUUUAGUGAUGAGAACCCCAAUGCCUGUUCCAUCAUGUAGACUUACAUAAAAUGUAAAGUUUGAGGCUAAAUUAAUCAGUGUAGUGUUGAUAUAUAAUCUGGUUCCCUAAACUUUUUUAAAAUUUUAUUUUCGACUGUUUGUGGUAGAUACGUGGAGGUUUAGAAGGGACCAAUAUUGUGGGUAGUUAUGCGACAGCUACGUCAAUAAUUAAUGGUGUUUUUUUUUU
Messenger RNA from Populus nigra (black poplar), 890 nucleotides. Its product is annotated as heavy metal-associated isoprenylated plant protein 24-like. The record is from RefSeq and is a predicted model, not a curated record. Gene Ontology annotation, molecular function: metal ion binding. Lineage: Eukaryota; Viridiplantae; Streptophyta; Magnoliopsida; Malpighiales; Salicaceae. The coding region runs from base 251 to 703 and encodes 150 amino acids. The transcript has 2 exons.